AUGACCGAGGUUAUGGUGGGAGGUGAUCGUUCGAUGGAGAUUACACCAAAAAACAGAGAAGUAUCGUCGUCGUCUGUGAAGAGUGCUCCUCCACGAUACGAAGCAUUCCUGAUGACCGGUGAUACGAUGUUCAUCGUUGAUCACAAGAUCUCACCGAGAUAUGCUGAGGUAUGCGGCGAUCAACUACCGCCAUCGACGGCAGUUCGUGAAACACCAGUGCGGCCUGUUGGCGCAUUCGAUGAUUACCCAUCGAAACAGCAGAAAAUGAAAACACGUCGAUUCAACGCCGAAUCCGCUGUGCCCGCAUCUCAGUCCGAUAACGGUCUCAAUACUCAUGCGCCUACAACUCCAGAUAGCACCACAUCACCGUUGGACGAGCAGAAAUCAACGGUGACAGUGAACGCCGAUGGAGGUGUUAAGGAAGAACGUGAGAACGGCUCAGAUGUGACCGUCUCGAGCAGUGCCGUAUCAUCGCAAUACUCUCUAACCUCAUCCACCACCCGAAGUCCCACAAUCGAUCGACGCAUUAAUCUCUUCAAUCAGUCCUCUUGCUCUACCAGCGAGCCGAACACUCCAGCCAAAGGUGCCAUGCCCAUCAUCAAUAACUUCGUUUCAACUGUCGUAUGCCCUUCGCCACCUCAUGAAUUGGAUCAUAAAUCUGAAAUCGACAAUGAAGCGUCGAGUCGUCUCGCGAAACGAUUAUAUGCACUGGACGGUUUUCGAAAAACUGACGUCGCUGCACACCUAUCGAAAACAAAUGAAUUUGGAUUGGCGGUGGCGGAUGAGUAUUGUGGAUUAUUCAAUUUUUUGGGUAUUCGACUGGAUGUGGCAAUUCGAGAAUUUUUAUCGCGAUUCUGUUUGACUGGUGAAACGCAGCAGCGAACUCGAAUCAUCGAGCAUUUCGCUAAACGAUAUCACCAGUGCAAUCCAACACUUUUCACUAGUGCAGAUGAGGUUCACGCACUCACCUGUGCGCUGUUAUUGUUGAACUCGGAUCUUCAUGGACCGAAUGUCGGAAGACGAAUGUCAAGUCGUGAAUUCAUCGAUAAUAUCAGUCAAACGGAACACACGUUUGAUCGUUCACUGCUGAAAACUUUAUACGGAUCAAUUCGUGAUCAGCCUAUCAAAUGGGCAGAAGAUGAGAGUGAACUGGAGAAAAGCAACGAAACGAGUGCAUCGAACGGCUCGGCUUUGAAUCAGCGAGAACGGGGAAGUGGCUUGCUGGAUCGAAAGAAACGAAAAUCUUUCACGAAUAAAUCGAAAUCGGUUGUAGCAGACGAUGAUCAAAUAGAAUAUAAGGCUGGAUGGGUUGUGAGGAAAUCGGUUUAUGAUCGUGACGGCAAUAGAAGUAUUUUGAGAGUACAGUUGAGCUCUUGUGAUCCGAAUGAAGUGCAACGAUGGAUUGAUACGAUCAACUAUGUGGCGGCAGCGUUCUCGUCACCGGCUCUGCCAGCGCCAGUGUCAAACGAUACGAGCGUAUUCCAUAAGCCACUCCUUCCGUCGGCACCCUCCAAACUCACCAUCACCGAACAGCUGCGUGCACACGAAGGAAAAGAACUGGAAGUGCGUCAAAGACUCGAAGAGUUGAUGAGACAAGGUCCACCGUUGAACACAAAAGGAUCGGCCGUCUAUGAUUUCUUCUAUAAAGAACGUUAUCUUUAUCAAGAGCGUGAACGCUACGAGCUGUACGUGUCAGUACUACGCAGUCGUCUGAGUGCGCUGUCACCGUCGAAUGCUCACAACUGUUGUUGUAGUGGAACGGCACUGGCAACGAGCAACAAUAAUUGUAACGAGCUGAGAGUGUGCGAUAACGAAGCGUGUGCAAGCAACAAUCACCAACCGAACACUUCAUAUCACCUCAAAACGGAUGUGGUCAGAGAAGAGCCCGAGGAGUUGGUGGACGCUCGUGAAGACGAGACUGUUGCCGUUGGCUCUUCGUCAGGCAUCUUGUCGACUGCAUGCCAACUUCAGAAGUCGAGUGAUGAUUUUUUGGUUGCAUUAACAAAUGCCACUAGCACUAAGGAUAGUUCUGAAGCAGAUAGUUCAGAUCGAAUCAGUUACAAAGAAGCGAUCAUGUCAAGUCCGAAUACUCUGAAAUUGAACGAUAGUACUGAUGCAUCUCAGUCAUGA
This is a messenger RNA of Anisakis simplex (herring worm), 2130 nucleotides long. NCBI's taxonomy places the organism in Eukaryota, Metazoa, Nematoda, Chromadorea, Rhabditida, Anisakidae. The record is from the annotation of a GenBank genome assembly.